GGAUAAAACCAUCAUCGUUGUCGACAAAAACACGUCAGCUCACUUAUUCCAAGAUGUUGAGUGGUAGACUUAUUCUGGUCCUCUUCGUCCUGCCUUUCUCCGCUUCGGCGGGGAAAACCGAGAAGCGGGACAAUGUUUACUAUUUGGCAAAGGAGGCCUUUGACUCGGUUGUCGGAGAAAAGAACUUCGCCGUCUUUUUCCAUUCUCCCUGGUCUGACAAGUCCUCAAAAGUUCUCUACGAAUUUGAAAAGGCUGCCAAUGGGUUGGCCGAAGAAGGCUUGGAUAUGUCAUUUGCCGUUAUAGAUUUGUCCGUGGAUGACUACACAGGACACCGUUUCGGUGCCAGCGAAGGCCCGAUGAUCAAGAUGUUCCACAGCACCAAGCCGUACCUGUUCGAGGGUAACUUCACCUCAGUGGGAAUCGUCGAUGAGGUGCGCAACCACACUCGACCUGACUGGACCCCGCCUGCCACGGAUGACCUCGUCCUGGAGCUGGAUAGCCCUGAGGCGUUUGAAGCGCACCUCAAGAAGGAGAAGCUGACGCUGGUCGAGUUCUACGCACCAUGGUGCAACCAUUGUCAACAGCUGGAGCCAAUCCUGAAUGAAGUUGCUAAGGAGCUGAAGACCCAAGAGCCCCCAAUCACUGUAGCCAAGAUCGACGCAGAAAAGCACUCCAGCGUCUUCUUCCGGUUCAACCUGAAAGGAUAUCCGUACCUGUUGGCGUUCAAGAAUGGUCAGCACUCUGUGUUCGAAGGCCUUAAGACCACCGACCGCAUCGUCGACUUUGUCAAGUCUCGCAUCAGCACUUCAUCCACCGACUUGCCCGUCAAGGCUGGUGCCGCCAGCGUAUACAGUGACUCUAAGAAAUCGCCUGCAGUCGUCGGUUUCUUCCAGAGCCGAUCGGCAUACGAGUUCACCAUGUUUAUGGAGGUGGCCGAGAGCUUCAGAGAUGACAAGUCGGUUGUGUUCGGGCACGUCGUCGGUGCCAAUGCCCUGGCCAUCGCCAAGGAGGACUUUGGCCUGGACAGUGACGAGUACGGCGUCGUCGUUGUGCGUGAUCGCCGCCUGCCUGUCAAGAAGGGCAGCACCCGCUUCUCCGUCUUCGCCGAGGACCCAAUGGAGAAGGACAGCUUGAAGACGUUCAUUAAGGAUAACCGGCGCUCUCUCGUCGGCUAUGCAUCAUCGCGUGGCCAUUUCCAGGAGAUGUAUGGUGACCUCAGUCCCAUUGCCUUGAUCUUCAUGGAUGUGGAGUGGGACCCGGACACCUGGGAGGCCAUGAACUACCGCCUGAAGCGUGUCACUAGCGUCGCCGAGCAAUUCGACGGUGUUCACUUUGUCGUCGUGGACCACGAGGAGAUGCACGGCCUGAAGGACAUGGUGGGUCUUCUGGAUAGCGACUACGACAUGUCGGCCGCCCUCUAUGUUAACCAUUCUCAACGCUACCCACUGGAUGGCGACUUCACAGCCGAGUCACUUGCCGCUCACUUGACUGCGUUCCAGGAAGGCAAACAGCUGCAGGCAUACUUCAGAUCUCAGCAGGUACCAAGGUCUAACCCAGGGCCUGUGAAGACCCUCGUCCGAAACUCGUACGAUCAGGUGAUGAGCGACACCGCUCGUGACAUUGCUGUGCUCUUUAUGGCACCGUGGAGCCAGGAAUCGAAGAAGUUCUUGCCUGUGUUCAAGAAGGCCCACGGAGUCCUGAAGGAAGAUUCCGUAAUGUUCUACAAGUUUGACUCCUCUGUGAACGACCUCCCUCAUGGCAUCAAGAUUGACACAUUCCCCUCUCUGCACCUCUUCAAGGCUGGUGAUGAGCGUACAGGUGCGCCCAAGAUCUACUCUGGCCCCCGAAACUCCAACUCCGUCGCCGAGUUCCUGCGGGAGAACGCAGCAACGUUGAGCACAGCAGAAGAAGAAGAGGAGGAAGAAGAAGAAGAAGAAGAGGGUGAGGAAGACAGUGCUCACACGGAAUUGUAGAGAGACUCUUGCUGGCAAGCACAACUUGAAAUUAUUUAUUCUGCAGACAUGCUGGCAUAAUCUGUCUUAAGGCAAAUUCUUUGUAGUACUGUAUUGACGGCUCAAUGCCGGCUCCAAUUUUUUUACUUGCCAACUUCGGCAUAGCAUAAUUAAUGCUUUACUACUCUCGUUGAAAGCAGCGCUAGCCAAUAGCUCGGCUCUCUGUGUUGGCACCAGUAUUGGCUUGCCCUGUGCUGUAGCUGUUCUUCUCCUGAUAAAAAAAAAACUAACGUUAACGCCGGCUUGUGCAGUGGUGAUCUGGUACAUGUACUGCUGAUGCCUCUCUGCUGUCUUGGUAACCUGCAUACACUUCUCGGUUGCAUGUGAUGUUGAAUUUUGCAGUGCCAAUUUACUUCUCUCAAUGCAGUGACAAAAGCCAUGUCGGCUGCACAACUCGG
Messenger RNA from Sycon ciliatum, 2410 nucleotides. Its product is annotated as protein disulfide-isomerase A4-like. Gene Ontology annotation, molecular function: protein disulfide isomerase activity. Gene Ontology annotation, biological process: protein folding; response to endoplasmic reticulum stress. The coding region runs from base 54 to 1973 and encodes 639 amino acids. The record is from RefSeq and is a predicted model, not a curated record. Gene Ontology annotation, cellular component: endoplasmic reticulum. The transcript has a single exon. NCBI's taxonomy places the organism in Eukaryota, Metazoa, Porifera, Calcarea, Leucosolenida, Sycettidae.